Messenger RNA from Gasterosteus aculeatus aculeatus (three-spined stickleback), 1170 nucleotides. RefSeq names its product canopy FGF signaling regulator 1 (gene cnpy1). The record is from RefSeq and is a predicted model, not a curated record. Gene Ontology annotation, cellular component: endoplasmic reticulum. NCBI's taxonomy places the organism in Eukaryota, Metazoa, Chordata, Actinopteri, Perciformes, Gasterosteidae.
GGAAUGUAGAAACUAGUAGGGUAGUGUGAAUGAACCUGUCCGUGAGAUGUGGGGAGAUAAUAAACAUGUACAGAAAAAAAGUAAUUGACAGCUCAUCAUUUUAACUUCAUCACAUCGCUGAACCUCCGCUGCCAGCUCGCGCUCCUCCAUAGGUUAUCCAUAUGGCUUCCUGGAUUAUUCAGAUAACUGUGAUGGUGCUGUCUGUCUUCACCAGCAGCAGCCAGGGGAAGAGGGACAAGCAGCUCUACUGCUCUGCCUGCAAGGCCAUUGUGGAUGAACUGAACUACUCAAUCAGUCAGGUGGACCCAAAGAAAACCAUCAACGUGGGCGGCUUUAGACUCAACCCGGAUGGAACCAUGAAAGACAAAAAGGUACCUCUGGCUCGCUCUGAGACUCACCUCAGCGAGCUCCUGGACGGGGUCUGCGACAGCAUGAGCGACUACGCCCUCCAUGUGGACCCGGACACACAGCUCAAACAGUUCAUGAGGUUUGCUCCCCGGAGCGGCGGGGCCACCGGGGACUUCCCCGACUUCAAGAAUUUCCAGUUUGACGGACCAGAGGCCUCCAACGCCCUGAAGUUCGCAUGCGAAAGCGUCGUGGAGGAGCUGGAGGAUGAUAUCAUCUCUCUGUUCAGCCAGGACGUGGAGCAUGUGCACCAGGAGCUAUGCAACAGAGUGUCAGGCUACUGUAAAGAAAGCCGCCGCAGCAACAAGGAGUUGUAGCGCCGUGGGGUUUUAUUGGUGGAGGUUGGGACCCGUUUUGUAACAGACAACAUAAAAAAGAGCCCUUUAUUAAAUCAUUUUUACACAAAUUGUUAAUCUUUUUAAAUAAAUAAAAGAAUAAAUCUUUUUUGUUUGUGUUGUCAUUGGACUCAGACCAGCGUAUUGUGUUGUCAGCUGCUGCCUCUUGUUGGUUUGAUGCUUUUCUGUUGGCCUAUGAUCACAUCUACAGCCUGGCCCACUGAUGACGGGGGCUGUGUUUGUACUAUAUUUGCAUGCUUCUAGUCAGUGGGACUCCAGAGCUUUGAGCUGCAGAAAAAACGUUCAUUGAAGAAGGCACUUGACAGAGCUGUAACAACUAGACAACAUCUACAUUUUUCCUUUGGUUCCAGUUUCACAUCACUGGGACUCUAAUGUGGAAUAAAGGAUAAAUCAAGAAAUGGAAAUAUUA